AUGCUAAGCAAUGUUACUACUAUAGAAUAGCUUGAAAAAAUAAAAGAAUAGCUAGAUAAUGGAAACUAAAAAGAUAAACUAUCUGUUUUAGACAACGUAGAGAGCAAUUAAAAUGUCUAUGAUCUUGGAAAAAGGAAAAAUUUUUAUUAAGUAUUUGGCCAAAAUCCUAUUUUAUGGCUGCUACCAGUUUUUGGGGAGUCUGGAAGACCUUAUGGUGAUGGUGUGGCUUGGAACAAGAAUUCAUUUUAGAAGCAAAUUACAUUAGAAACAAAAGAUCUGCAGGCAAACCUAAAAGAUUAGGGCGUAUCUAUUAAAAGUGAUGAAAAUAAAUAAUAAAACUAGCAAUCCUAUGAAUAGAAUUAAGAUUAAUUAAAUUAAAAUAACUAAAGUUUGAACAAUUAAUAAUUAAAUUAAAGUUUUAUCAAUUAAUAAAGUAAUAAAAGCUUUGUAAAUUAAUAAAACAAUGCAAAUUAAAGUAACAACCCAUUAAAUAUAACAUAAAAUAACAAUAACAGCUUCUUUUAAGAAUACUAAUCAUCUCUGAUUAUUAAUCUUUUGAAUAAUACUCAAAGCUAAACAAAUGUUGGUAAUUAAGUACACAGCAAUUUACAAAACGUUAGUCCUAAAUAAACUAUUUAUUAAAUACAGAGUCGUUAUUAAGUUCAAAAUUGA
This is a messenger RNA of Tetrahymena thermophila SB210, 672 nucleotides long. Its product is annotated as DHHC zinc finger protein. Lineage: Eukaryota; Ciliophora; Oligohymenophorea; Hymenostomatida; Tetrahymenidae. The transcript has a single exon. The record is from RefSeq and is a predicted model, not a curated record.